AUUUUGUCUUUGACGUUUGUGGACGUGUGCCGCUUAGUCUGAAACUGAAUUUUCUGGUUCGCGUGCUCGUUUUCAAUCUAAACGGGAGUCUGAGAUAUUCGUUAGAAUGAGUUACGGUAGGCCACCGCCCCGAAUCGAUGGGAUGGUGUCCUUGAAGGUGGACAAUCUCACCUACAGAACGACGCCGGAGGAUCUGAGACGCGUGUUCGAAAGAUGUGGCGAGGUCGGCGACAUUUACAUACCCAGAGAUCGUUUCACGCGAGAAAGCCGUGGGUUUGCAUUCGUCAGAUUCUAUGAUAAACGAGACGCAGAAGAUGCAUUGGACGCAAUGGACGGAAGAUUGUUAGAUGGUAGGGAACUUCGAGUUCAGAUGGCACGAUAUGGACGACCAACUUCUCCACAUCGAAGCCGUGCCAGCCGUCGACGAGCGAGGUCACGCAGCAGAAGCAGGGAUCGCAGACGCUCUCGUUCCAGGUCACGCAGCAGAUCCAGGAGCCGUGAUAGAGACCGAAGGCGAUCUUACAGUCGUAGUCGCAGCCGCUCACGUUCCGAUAGCAAGAGCUCUCGUGGAAAGUCUCGUUCGAGGAGCAAGUCUCCUGACAGACAAAAGGACAGUCGUUCUAAAUCAAGGGACUGAAGUUAAUGAACCAUAAGCGAGUACGACUGUGAACAGAUGCACGUGCCGCGAGUGCAGAAUAAUCAUUUCUUGAGAACUAAAAGGUAUUCUAUUACCCUCUAUACCUAGAGCAACACUGUCGCACGUUCACAUUUCUUCUAUCACUUACAUAUUAAUUAUGACGACGCACUUGUUUGGGUUCGAAACAGAACCCAAAACUAAUUUUAAUGUAAUGUACCUAGACAGUGAGUUUAAAGGACUCACGAAGACUCUCGUUUGCAAAGUUUUUUUUUCUCGUAAUUAUUCUUACUUCGUUAAGUGACACUGUCAUGCACUUAAUUUUGAUCAGAGAGAAAUAUAUGUAUUCCUUUUUC
Molecule: messenger RNA, 990 nt
Organism: Dufourea novaeangliae
Lineage: Eukaryota; Metazoa; Arthropoda; Insecta; Hymenoptera; Halictidae
Gene: SC35
Product: serine/arginine-rich splicing factor 2
Exons: 4
Coding region: 107-637 (176 amino acids)
Molecular function (GO): RNA binding
Source: RefSeq, a predicted model, not a curated record